CAACGGCUACUAGAAAAUAAAAUCAACCUACGAGUCUGCAAGACAUUCUUGUUGGGUUUUUUUCUGGAUUGAACAAACAAAGAAUGCAACCGUCUUUCCCUCAUUCCCACUUUUUCUCUUCCCUGAAACGAUUGGAGAAAAGAUUGAAACUUGACACUCCAACAGACCUUCCGCCUCCACAAAAUCAACAAAACUGCGUACUUGAAACUUCGACCGAGUCCCUAGGCACCCCAUUAUACCUCAAUUCCUUACCCCACCCGCCCACCACUUCCUCAGACCUCCAAGAAAGUGAAGCUCCUCAAGAAUUCCUCUCAAACUCCCCUGAUUUCGCCCCAACCCUAGCACAAGAUCCACCUCAAGAGCCAAUGGGGAAAGUUGAAGAGGAUGAUGAUGAUAUAAAUCUGCUGAUGCAGUUCUUGGGCUUGUCAGGGUGUGAGGGUGGUGGGUCCCAAAGGGCAGGGCAGAAUCUGGGGUGUGAUGAUGAUGGGUUUUAUGGAGGGGUUGUUGGGGUGAAGGGGAUAAAGAGUGGGAAGGAACUGGAGAGGUUGGAUGGGUGGAUUAAGCAUUUCUUGAAUGGUGAGAAAGAGAGAAGAGAGCCCUUGAGGUUGGCUCAUUUGCUUCUGGGCAAAGCUGCAUUUCUGCAUUCUAUGGAUGAUAGUGAUGAUGGGUUUGGAGGCCUUGAGUUCCCUUCCACCAUUGAUGAGUUCUUGCAGAAUGAUCCACCAGCUGAUGAGGAGGCUACUAAAAGCUCUCACUUUACCGAUUAACUUUACAUCCAUGGCUAAGUCAUGUACUUCCGUUUCCAUUAUCAUCCUGUUUCUUCUCCUUCAUUUCUCCACUUCAGGUAAUAUGAUGAGGCUUGCAAAUGCACAGGCACCUGGACAGGGUUCUUGGUGCCUUCCAAGGCCUUCUGCUAGUUACCGGGAGCUGAUAGAUAACAUCAAGUAUGCUUGUAACGUAGUGAACUGCACAGCAAUCCGACGAGGUGGCCCUUGCUUCCACCCGAACAGUCUCGUAAACCACGCUUCUUUCGCGAUGAAUCUCUACUAUCAGAAAGCGGGGAGGAACUUCUGGAACUGUGAUUUCAAGAACACUGCUGUCAUCGUCGUGACUGAUCCAAGCUAUGGCAAUUGCGAAUAUGAGUGCACCCGGUAGGUGUAAGAAGCCAGAUUUGCGUUUUUUAAGCUAGAAUAUCUGAUUAUUGUCAUAUUUCCCUUUUGUUGGUACUUUAAUUUUCUUGUUUGUCCAAAUAAUAUGUGAAAGUUUACCUUGUAAGGACUAAGGAUUAAUAUUUGCUGCAAGAAAUAAUUCCAUUCAAGAAUGUUGUUUGCAUUGCUGACCUAC
Molecule: messenger RNA, 1344 nt
Organism: Ipomoea nil (Japanese morning glory)
Lineage: Eukaryota; Viridiplantae; Streptophyta; Magnoliopsida; Solanales; Convolvulaceae
Product: glucan endo-1,3-beta-D-glucosidase-like
Exons: 5
Coding region: 652-1155 (167 amino acids)
Source: RefSeq, a predicted model, not a curated record